This is a messenger RNA of Coprinopsis cinerea okayama7#130, 1209 nucleotides long. Its product is annotated as Ptc1p. The coding region runs from base 1 to 1209 and encodes 402 amino acids. Gene Ontology annotation, molecular function: cation binding; protein serine/threonine phosphatase activity. The record is from RefSeq and is a predicted model, not a curated record. The transcript is spliced from 4 exons. Gene Ontology annotation, biological process: protein dephosphorylation. Lineage: Eukaryota; Fungi; Basidiomycota; Agaricomycetes; Agaricales; Psathyrellaceae.
AUGUUUUCAGACUCCCCAAACGCACGUUCAAAAUCCAUAACCACAGCAGAUCUCGAGACAUAUGGUGUCCUAAAUCGUCAUUCUGCGAACCAUCCAACUUUCCAGGUCGGUGUCUCCGAAGACAAGGGGACAAGGCGGACCAUGGAAGACGCACACUCCUUUGUGGUCGACUUUGAUUCAAUACGAGGGCAAGGCUUUUUCGCAGUGUUCGACGGCCAUGCAGGAAAACAUGCAGCUGAAUGGUGUGGAAACCAUUUCCAUGAGUACCUCCUGUCAGCAAUACACGGCUCCCCGCAAAUGACUGUACCCGAUAUCCUGAACCAGACCUUCCAAGCAGUUGAUGAUGCCCUUUCCAAGAUGUGUGCCGAGUCCGACGGCAAGAUUCACUCGGGAUGCACAGCUGUUACUGCGUUCUUGCGGAUUGAGGAUGAAGAUGGCCAACAAUCCUUUGUCGUCCCAGUCGAAUCGUCAUCGUCUUCGAAUGAAUCUCCCGUCUCCUCCCUGGACGAUAUUGCCCCACCUACCCCUAGUGGCACGCAAAGUUCUGCCGCGCUCGACUCUGGCGAUGAAUCGAAAGAGAUAAAGACAGAUAAGAAGACGAAGAAGAAGUCGGCUUCGCUUAGUGGGAAGCGCAUUCGCAAGGCACUCCGCAGUUUAGGAGGAUCCAAGGCUCCAACUCCCCGGUCCACCUCCCCUGUAGAUGCCCGCGACUUUACCAACACUGGAAUCACAGUCACCAUUCCCCCUGAUUCUCAUCGACGCGUCCUUUACAGUGCCAAUGCUGGAGAUGCUCGUGGUGUUCUGUGCCGUGCAGGGAAGGCAAUACGAUUGACUUACGACCACAAGGGCUCUGAUAAGCAAGAAGCCAAGCGUAUCACGGAUGCCGGUGGAUUCGUGAUGAGCGGCCGCGUUAAUGGUGUUCUCGCAGUGACCAGGAGUUUGGGCGACGCUUCGAUGAAGGAGUUUGUUGUUGGAGCACCCUAUACCACUGAAACGGAGCUUUGCGAAGAAGACGAAUUCUUGAUUUUAGCUUGCGAUGGUCUGUGGGACAUCACCAACGACCAGGCUGCCGUCGAGCUUGUCCGCGAUAUCGAAGAUGCACAGGUUGCUAGCGAGACCUUACUCAAGCAUGCUCUUUCUCAACACACGACUGACAACGUGACGGUUAUCGUUGUUCGCUUCAAACACGGACAACCCAAGACUGCUUAA